Molecule: messenger RNA, 1341 nt
Organism: Plasmodium vivax (malaria parasite P. vivax)
Lineage: Eukaryota; Apicomplexa; Aconoidasida; Haemosporida; Plasmodiidae
Exons: 1
Coding region: 1-1341 (446 amino acids)
Source: RefSeq, a predicted model, not a curated record
AUGGUGCAUGCAGGAAGGGACUCCGGCAAAGGGGGAAAGCAUGAGGAGGAGGUCGACGCGGUGAAGCGAAGAGACACCCCAAAUGGAGACCAUAAAGAUGGGGGCAACUUGCCAAACAAGAACUGCAGCUCGGCGGGCCACCUAACCUUCAAAGGAGAAGAUGACGAUUUUUCUGCGCUAGCCAAAGAGAGCAAAUCUUCCUCCAUGGAUGUGGGUCUGGGCUCUGCAGCUUCGGAACAGUCUCCCACCUAUUCCAAGGGGGAGAAGCAAAAUGGGCAUUCGAUCAGAAGCACUGAACCCGACUCCUAUGGGAGCUCCCCCCAACUGUCGAAGAAGAACAGCAAGACAUUCAGUGAGGGUCACUCGGAAAAGGAAGCUUGCAAUGAUAUGAAAAAAAAAAUGAAAGAACACCGUGAGGGUGCCAAGGGGGGGAGAGCAGAAAGACAAAGCUGUGUUGGGUCGAACGGAGGGGAGGAGGGACUCCACGCUAAGGCAGACCAUCGAAGGGACGAGCGAGGAGAAGAUGCACAUGAAGAAGAGGUGGCACACCAAGAAAAAGGAAAGCCACCAAAGAAAAUCAAAAACGUAAAUGAGUACCUCCUAGAAAGAAGGAGCAGCCAAAAGAUUACCGUCUUUGUAGGGGAAAAAAUGCAGAAGGUUAAGGCGGAUUUCAAGUACGGAGAGGAUGCACACGAGAAUGUAAGUUGCCAUGCCGACGGGGGGGACAUGAAUGAAGGUGCCCAUGUGGAAGCUAGCCAGGAUGUGCAAACAAACGGUGAGCAUAGCAGAGUCAUCGAGAAGAAGCAAAAAAAAACGGUCUUCACUGCUCAGUUGUGUGAGCGAAGUAACGCCGAUGCCAGGGCGUGCGAAGAGCUCGUAAAGGAGAAGCCAAAGAAAACCGUCUUCGAAGCGCAGCUCUGCCAGAGAAGUAGUGCAGAUGCGAGGGCUUGUGAGGAGCUAGCCAAGAGGCAAGAGAAAACCAUUUACGAAGCGCAGCUGUGUGAACGAAGCAAUGCCGAUGCGAGGGCGGGAGAGGACUUAGCCAGGAGGAGCCCAAAACAAACCAUCUUCGAAGCACAGCUCUGCGAAAGAAGCAAUGCGGAUGCGAGAGCGGGAGAGGAGCUAGCCAAGAGGCAAGAGAAAACCGUCUUCGAGUCGCAGGCCAGCCUGACCAGCAAGGCAGACGCCAGGGCGUGCGACCGGUUGGAGGACAAACUGGGGGGAGAAAGCGUCGUGUACGAGGCGCAGAAGUGCGUGAACAGCGCUGCUGAUUUUAAGGCCUCCGACAAGAUAAAGGAGGUGAUGACGCGGAACAUGGCGGACGAGUGCCACACGUUGUGA